Messenger RNA from Nyctereutes procyonoides (raccoon dog), 2286 nucleotides. It is a transcript of the gene SLC43A3, whose product is annotated as solute carrier family 43 member 3. Bases 267 to 1742 code for a protein of 491 amino acids. Gene Ontology annotation, biological process: transmembrane transport. Gene Ontology annotation, molecular function: transmembrane transporter activity. The transcript has 13 exons. The record is from RefSeq and is a predicted model, not a curated record. Lineage: Eukaryota; Metazoa; Chordata; Mammalia; Carnivora; Canidae.
ACGAGGCAGCCAACUUCGCCAGGUUGCUUUGACACCCUGAGGACCGCCCCCCCCCCCAAUUCAGCGCUGUUUCUAUUUUUGUGGAUCCAGAGAACUGCCCACGGCUGCUUUUUGCCCAGGCCGGAGAAAAGCCAGAGCCAGAGCCUCCUUGAACAGAAGGGCUUGCCAGAGGAAUUUUCCAAGUGCCCAAAGGCCAGCGCUUGAAGCUCCUGUGGUCAGCCGGGGAGGCCCCCAGUGAGAUUUGGGGAUCAGCUCCACCUCGGGCCAUGCCAGGCCAGGGUCUGCCCCUUCGAGUGGCCACCCUGCUGACAGGGCUACUGGAAUGCCUUGGCUUUUCUGGAAUCCUCUUCGGCUGGGCAUCACUGGUGUUUGUCUUCAAAACAGAGCAUUACUUUGAGGAGCUAUGCAAACCGGAGGCCCCGCUGAUGGGCAAUGUCUCUGGGCCGGCUGACUGCAAAGCCCAGGAUGAGAGGUUCUCACUCAUCUUCACCCUGGGGUCCUUCAUGAACAACUUUAUGACGUUCCCCGCUGGCUUCAUCUUUGACAGAUUCAAGACCACCGUGGCCCGUCUCCUAGCCAUAUUUCUGUACACCACCGCCACACUCACCAUAGCCUUCACCUCUGCAGACUCGGCCCUGCUGCUCUUCCUGGCCAUGCCCAUGCUCACCGUCGGAGGCAUCCUGUUUCUCAUCACCAAUCUGCAGGUUGGGAACCUCUUUGGCAAACACCGCUCGACUAUCAUCACCCUCUACAACGGGGCAUUUGACUCCUCCUCGGCGGUCUUCCUUGUCAUCAAGCUACUUUAUGAACAGGGUGUCAGCCUCCGGGCUUCUUUCAUCUUCAUUUCGGUCUGCAGUGCCUGGCAUGUUGGGCGCACUUUCCUCCUGAUGCCCCGAGGCCACAUCCCCUAUCCGUUGCCCCCCAACUACAGUUAUGGCCUGUGCUCUGGGAAGGACACCACGGCGAGAGGGAACAGCACAGCCGAGUCUGAGAAGCUGGAGAUGGGGUCCAAGGAGGUGCCUCCAGCAAAGGAAGAGACCCCAGGACCAGAGCAGCAGCAGGAGCCCCGCUCUUUCUGGAGCUAUGCGCUUUCACAGCGCUUUGCCUGGCACCUGGUGUGGCUGUCCGUGAUACAGUUGUGGCACUACCUCUUCAUCGGCACCCUCAACUCUCUGCUCACCAACCUGGCCGGGGGUGACAGAGCACUAGUCAGCACCUACACAAAUGCCUUCGCCAUCACUCAGUUCUUUGGGGUGCUGUGUGCGCCCUGGAACGGCCUGCUCAUGGACCGGCUCAAGCAGAAGUACCAGAAGGAAGCAAAAAGCACAGGGUCCUCGGCCAUGACGGUGGCCCUCCGCUCGGCGGUGCCUUCUCUGGCCCUGACGUCCCUGCUAUGCCUGGGCUUCGCCCUCUGUGCCUCGGUGCCCGUGCUGCCCCUCCAGUAUGUCACGUUCAUCCUGCAAGUGAUCAGUCGCUCCUUCCUGUAUGGGGGCAAUGCCGCCUUCCUCACCCUGGCUUUCCCUUCGGAGCACUUUGGGAAGCUCUUUGGGCUGGUGAUGGCCUUAUCAGCUAUUGUCUCUCUGCUCCAGUUCCCUAUCUUCACCUUCAUCAAGGGUCCCCUGCAGAAUGACCCGCUCUAUGUGAACGUGACGCUGGUGCUUGCCACCGUCUUGACCUUCGUCCAUCCCUUUAUGGUGUACUGGGAGUGCCGGCGGGAAAGGAGCCCUCAUGCAACUGCAUAGCUCAGAAGCUCUGCUUUCCAGCCGAGAGGACGCUGUCUUUGCUCAUCUUUCCCCACUCGUGAGGACCCCACAUCCAGGAGCACUUGGCCUGCCUGGGCUUCUUGUAUUAAUUAGCCAUUACUUUUUCUUUUCUUUGAAAAAAAAAAAAAGACCUAGUUAACAGCUAGGUGACACUUGGGUUAGCAAGAAAAGAUGCUCAGGUGCCACGCUGAUUGCUGUCAUAUAGACCCGGAGCAAAGGCCCAUGGAGGGUCUUAGUUUCGGAGCAGGAAACACGUGACAUUGGUAGAUACUUGGUUCAGGGGAGGUGAUGUGAUGAGGGGGGAAGUAUGUCACCUACUUCUUUGGACCUCUUUGGCUGUGAUGCCUGUGUGUGCCGAGCCCCUCGUGCCAGGUAAGCUUCCAGGUGAAGGGUGGGGUUGUCAUGACCUUGGCUAUAACGCCCAGCAUUUCGAGGUGGCUCCCUCUAUUCUUUACUUUGGGCAUCAUAGAAAACGUGUCUCUGGGGGAUUAAUCUUAGAGAAAAAUAAAGCCUUUCUGCUGAA